GCUACGGAUGAUAGACAGAGCCAGCCAGGAGGCAUCUAGACGGCUAGGCUGAGUGCAUAGGUUGGCGCAGGCGUCCCUGCAGUGUACGAGUCAUUUUAUAGUAAUCUAUUCGGUAGUAGAAGCAGGAUGUUCCUGAUCCAGCCGUCUCUUUUCGCAGCAUCGAUCUACAUGAUUCUAGGGCGUAUUAUUCGCAUGCUCAACGGAGUAAUCAAUUCUCUUGAGAGGCCAUCAUGGCUAACCAAAAUAUUUGUAACGGGGGACGUCUUGUCUUUUCUGAUCCAGAGUGGAUGCGGCGGCAUGCUCGCGACUGCAAAGACUCAGGAUAAAUUAGACCUCGGCCAACAUGGUCAUUAUCGGCCUAUUUGUGCAAAUCUUGUUUUUUGCCUUCUUUAUCGUCGUUUCAGUCAUUUUUCACCGCGGAAUGCUUGCAACCCCUAUUCACGCGAUCGUAUUUACGGAGAUCCCCUAGACGUGGUAUAUGAGCACACUGUAUGCAGCUAGUGCGCUGAUAAUGGUUCGAUCAAUUUACCGUGUUGCUGAAUAUAUACAAGGCAGCGAUGGGUAUUUUCAGAGAAAAGAAGCUUAUGUCUAUAUUUUUGAUGCAUCAGCGAUGUUUGCUUGCUGCUUACUGUUCAAUGUCCUUCACCCGAGUAAGAUUGUGUCGAGACAGAAGAUGAAAGAUGUAGAUGGGGAGGGUGUUGAGAUGCUGGAGAGUGCUAGAUAC
Talaromyces proteolyticus is the source of this 724-nucleotide messenger RNA. RefSeq lists its product as uncharacterized. The transcript is spliced from 2 exons. The record is from RefSeq and is a predicted model, not a curated record. The coding region runs from base 127 to 501 and encodes 124 amino acids. NCBI's taxonomy places the organism in Eukaryota, Fungi, Ascomycota, Eurotiomycetes, Eurotiales, Trichocomaceae. Gene Ontology annotation, cellular component: membrane.